This is a messenger RNA of Colletotrichum graminicola M1.001, 1197 nucleotides long. RefSeq lists its product as uncharacterized. The record is from RefSeq and is a predicted model, not a curated record. Lineage: Eukaryota; Fungi; Ascomycota; Sordariomycetes; Glomerellales; Glomerellaceae. The transcript is spliced from 7 exons. Bases 1 to 1197 code for a protein of 398 amino acids.
AUGUCUUCGACCACGAACGUCGACCCGGCGCGUGCCAAGGAGAGCAACACUGAAAUGAUCCUGGCCGUGACGGGGUUUUUCCACGCGCUCGCUCUCCUCUUCGUCGGUCUCCGCACAUAUACACGCGUCCUCAUCGUCAAGUCAAUGGGCAUCGACGACUACGUGAUUAUUAUGUCUGCGCUGUGUGCUCUUGGUGGAGGAAUGGUCGUUUUUAUCGUCCAAUCGUUUUACGGCCUCGGCAAACACAAGGACACCAUUAGCAAGGUAGAUAAUAUCCUCUUCCUGAAAGUCGGGUUUUUCCAGUCCAUCAUUUCCGCCAUCGCCGCGCUGGCACUCCUCAAGAUAUCUAUUGCCAUGUCUUUGCUUCGACUAAGCAAGAACAAAUGGUAUUCACGAGCCUUAUGGGCACUGAUCGCUUUUGUCAUUCUGUAUACGAUCAUGGCUUGGUUAAGCUUCUUCCUGUACUGCACACCAAUGGAGGGUUAUUGGGACAGGAGUUUGAAGCCCAAGUGCUACCCCCUCAAGUUGUUCAUCAACUUUGCUCUUGUCAAUACCUCUUUCAACAUUUUCACUGAUGUUUGCUUUGCUACUCUUCCCAUCCCCAUCAUUUGGGUGCUGCAGAUGAAGUUGCGCACCCGAAUCUAUCUAGUCGGUAUUUUGAGUCUUGGCUAUUUAGCUGUUAUUAUGGGAAUCGUCAAAGCUUUCUUCCAGAUUGCCCAACCAAACAACAAAGACAGCACCUUCCUCCAAAGUAUACAAUUCUGGGGCUUCCUCCAGCUAAAUCUCGGCAUCAUCGCCGCUUGCGCGCCAUCAUUGAGGCCCCUCGUCGGCCGCGCCCUGAAGUUAAACUCGGGCCGCCUCUAUAAUAACGCCAACCUAUACGAGAACCGAUACCCGACUGGCCCAACCGGUAGAACUGUGAUAAUCACCGCGAGCGCCAAGAGACAGGGAUAUAUGGAGCAGAGCAGCCAGAGCGCGCCAGAAUUUGAGCUCGAAGAAGGGACGUUCUCGCAGAGCGCAGACACUCGUCGCCAGGAGAGCAUCAGGGGCAAAAGCCGACUGGGAGCUGUGUCGGUGUACCGGAAGAACAGUCUGGAAGAUAGGUCAGGGAGCGAGGAGAUGAUCCUAGACACGGACAGUAGGACUCCGGGGAGCAGGGGCAUCAUGAGGACGACGGAGGUACACAUUGAACGCUAA